Rotaria sp. Silwood1 is the source of this 774-nucleotide messenger RNA. The record is from the annotation of a GenBank genome assembly. NCBI's taxonomy places the organism in Eukaryota, Metazoa, Rotifera, Eurotatoria, Philodinida, Philodinidae.
AUGACUGCCCAGAAUACAGUUCAAACGGAAUGGUAUACAACUCUUUGUGGUGAAUGUACAUAUACGUUACCUGUACGAUAUCAAGAAUUAUCAUCUAUUGGCCAAGGUAGUUACGGAACUGUGAUUCGUGCUAAAGAUAGAAUUCUCGAUUUUGGCUUAUCUCGUAUUGCAUCAGAUGAUAUUCAAACUGGUUAUGUUGCUACCCGAUGGUGGCGUGCACCAGAAGUAAUUGUCAAUUGGGAAAGAUACAAUCAAAAACUUGAUAUAUGGUCUGUGGGUUGCAUGAUGGCAGAAUUAAUACUACUUAGACCAAUUUUUCGUGGAAGAGAUCAUAUCGAUCAGUUAAAUAAAAUAUUAGACAUAACCGGUACACCAAACAUACAAACAUUAAAUGAAAUAUGCACAGCAGAACCACGAAAUUAUAUAAGUCAAAUGACACCGAAACCAAAACAAGAUUUUAAUGAAUUAUUCGGUUAUAAAUAUGACUUAACAGGUACCGUACCAAUAUCAGGUGUUUCACCAGAAGGUGUUGAUUUACUUGAUCGUCUUCUAUCUUUUGAUCAUCGUCUGCGUCCAACUGCAGAACAAGCACUCGCUCAUCAAUUUCUGAAGCAAUAUCAUAGUACAAUAGAAGAACCCACUAUAGAACCUCUAGUUGAUGAACAUGAAGAUGCACAAUAUACUAUAGAACAAUGGAAAUCUAUUGUUUGGCAAAUGGUUGAAGAGUUUGUACCACCAUCUUGGAUUAAUAAUGAUCAUGGUGACAAUUCAUGA